AUGGAUAUUCGUGGUAGAAAAAUGAAAAAACCGCCUGCUUGCGUGCAGUGCCGUAAGAGGAAGAUAGGUUGUGACCGUGUUAAGCCCAUCUGUGGGAACUGUAUGAAACAUAAUAAGAUGGACUGCUUCUACCCGGACGUUCCUGGACAAUACGUUCCCUCUAGCUCUUCCUCUUCGAACACACGCCAAGUAGCCAGCGGCCCGUACUUAAACUCUUAUUACGCUUCUCGUCGUGUCUCUAAAGAAACCGCUGCACUUUUGCAGAAAAACCCAGAACUGGCUUCUUUGGAGCAAAUAAGAGAAUACAACACGCGUCUGCAACUGCUCAAUGCUCAAAGCCAGCUUAAUAAUAGAUCAUCUGCGGCAAAUGCAACCUUGAACCAACAACACACUCAAUAUAUUCCAAAAUCGGUACCUUCCUUAGAAAGCAAGCCGGUCACCUCUGCAAACGAAUCCUCUAUUCCACUCAAUUGGGUUCAAGGCCCUGCGAUUUUCCAUAUGCUAACCUCUCCUUACACACAAGAUGAAAUCAUCAAUCAUGAAAUGAAUUUCUUAAAAGGCAGACUACUAGAACUGCAAGAAAUUACAGGUAAGAAGAUCACAGGAGUAAAUCUUGAUUUUAAACAAGAUUCCUCAGCGCAAAUGCAGUCUUCACACUCUAAUCGAAACCAAGAGGAGUUUUUGACAAUUAGGAAAAGAAAAUUAGGUGAAGAUGGCAUCACUGAUGGAGACGGUAAAACAAUUCCAGAGAAUGAAAGAAGGCCUCAUCUCAACGAAUUUAAGGAUUUGGAUCCUCAGUUUUUGGAUACUAAUAAAGUUUUUAAUGUAUUCAAUUCCGCUAUUUCGCAAGAAAGUAGGAAUAAGUUAUGGUUGUUACCAAAAAAUAUAAACAAAAGCUCUAUCUUCCAGAUUCAGUAUUUAAUUGAGCGUGACCCUUUCCUAUUCAAAUUCUUCAAAGAACUGAAUACGCUAAUUGAGACACAAUUUAAUGGGCCUCUACACGAUGUGAUAACAAACCAUAACAACAAGGAGCGCAACAGCAGUAUAUCCCAAAUAUUAAGGUUCCCCUCGCAAUCUAUAACACAGAAUCUUGUUAACAAAUACUUAUCCACGAUAACGGAAACGAAUUCGAUAUUGCCAAUAUUAAAACCAAAGAGAUUACUACCUAUAAUUGAGCAGCUUUUUCCAUCUAAUACCAUAAAUAUUCCAAAUUCUAGUGAGUUUGAAACAAUUUUUCAAGUUUUCAGUGUGACCGAUGAUCAACUACUAAAUUUAGGAUUUAUAACUCUCUGUCUCUUGAUUCUUUUUGAGUCAUUGAAUUCUACGGUAUUAAUUCCUCUUAGAGAUGAAGGACACUUGCAAUUGUUCAAUGUAUUAUUCAAUUACUUGCCUUCGUUGAAGUCGAAUUUGACAACAUUUAAAUUUGAAAUUGAAAAAAGAUCGAUGUGCAAUAUAGACACCCUGCGGUUUAUUUCUCUGUGGAAAUAUUACCAAUUUGUGACGACUACAUCGUCUUCGUCCUCCCUUGUAAUUGAUUACGAUGAAGAUAUGCAUAUGGCAUGUGCACUAUCAUUAAAUCAUGAAACUCAAAAUCAAUCGCAUAUUUUGGUCUGGAAUUUCAUAUAUAAGAAUUACUGCUGGAGACAUCUUUUCUUAGGUCAAUUACCAUUGCUAAUGUCUGAACCCUUCACGAACUCUACUCCAAUUAUUGAUCCUUUGUUAAACAACGAUUUUGAAUUGAUUGAUUUCGAAGUGAAUUUGAUGAAAUAUUUGCAAAGUAAAGACCAGCAACUAUCCAUUGAUAAAAUUAUAGAGUUAAUCAAGCUUCUAAAAACCAAGAAUAUUGAGGUCAGCCAAGGAUGUUUAACGACUCCCUCGAUAAUUAAUAAUAUCAUGGAUUCUCUAAUCUACAGAAAUUCAAUGUUAUAUUUGAAUUUUUACCUUUUAUUGCAAUUUGAAACGUUGAGGAAUUAUGCUAAAUUCAAUGAAAUAUUAGAGGAAUUUUUAGAACUGUCGAGAGAGACCUUAUUCUUUGUUUUCUCGAAUUUAGCUAACAUUAAAUUCGCCGGUCAUGAAUUUACAUUCAUUAAUAAAUCUAUUACAGUUCUGCAAGCUUUAGUUUUGAUGCUUCUAGCACUCUACCAAAGAUCCUUUGAAUCUUCGAAGAUGACAAAUGAUGGUAAGGAAACCUGCAUUGACCAAACAGAGAGUAUUCAUGGUAAUAACGAUAAUAAUAAGAGAAUAAAGAACAAAAAUGUUAUUCAUUUAAUUAUCAAUAAAAUUGCAAUGCUAUUAAGCGAUUAUACUAAGAAUUGUAAGAAGCAAAAUAAGCUAAUUGAAAAUUUAAUUACUAAAAUUAAGAUAAUCUCCAGAUAUAUCAAAAAUCUAGAGGAAAACAAAGCUACAUUUACUGCCGAUUUGAAUUAUCGUACUAAUAAUGGAUUUUCCAGCAUAUCGAGCGACCAAUUGAUUAAACUAAAUCACGAACUGAAUAAGAUUUCUGAAUCUCUUAUAAAAACAGAUUUUUAUGAACAGAGGAAAAAUAGCACAGUUUCUAAUGGGACCGCAGGUACUGCAGCACCGAUUGAUAGCGACGCAAACUUAGAUACGUUCGGUUUAACCAAGGAAAAUUUUAAUGAAAUUUUUAAGGCUAUUCGUAGCUGA
Messenger RNA from Saccharomyces paradoxus, 2664 nucleotides. RefSeq names its product Rsc3p (gene RSC3). The coding region runs from base 1 to 2664 and encodes 887 amino acids. Lineage: Eukaryota; Fungi; Ascomycota; Saccharomycetes; Saccharomycetales; Saccharomycetaceae. Gene Ontology annotation, molecular function: zinc ion binding; DNA-binding transcription factor activity, RNA polymerase II-specific. Gene Ontology annotation, cellular component: nucleus. The transcript has a single exon. Gene Ontology annotation, biological process: positive regulation of transcription by RNA polymerase II. The record is from RefSeq and is a predicted model, not a curated record.